UCCUCCCACUUUCCACCACAAUUAUAUUGCAUCUCUCUCUCUCUCUCUCUCUCUCUCUCUCUCUCUCUCUCAUGCCUUGCCUAUAAAUAUUUCAACAUUUUGGGUUUUGUCUUCUCAUUCAGUUUGGCCAACACAUUACCCACAACAGAGGACAGGACUAAUAAUAAUAGUAGUAGUAGUGUGGAGUUCAGUUGUAACAAUGGUAGAUACAACACUCAGUCUUGACCUUAACACUGAAAAGCCUCAGCCCAACUUUGAUCAAGCCACUCAGGUGAAUGGUUUGGUUGAACAGCUAAAAAGGAAGAGUAGUGAGAACAAGAAACUAACCGAAAUGCUAAUCUUCAUGCACGAAAGCCACAACGCAUUGAAAAACCACUUAACAAGUUUGAAUUUGAUGCAAAAUGAAUCCCAAAAUGAAGUUUCCAAAUCAAAGAAGAGAAAGAUGGAUGGUGAAAACAAGUCUGAAAGUAAUAAUGGAAACACUGAGAGCAGCUCAUAUAACAGUGAUGGAAGGCCCAAGGAAAUAAAGAUCACUAAUGUUUCCAAAAUUUAUGUACGGACUCAUCCAUCUGAUACAAGCCUUAUAGUAAAGGAUGGAUAUCAGUGGAGAAAAUAUGGACAAAAAGUCACUAGAGAUAACCCAUCACCCAGAGCUUACUACAAGUGCUCCUUUGCCCCAAGCUGUCCAGUGAAAAAGAAGGUGCAAAGGAGUAUUGAAGACCCUUCUCUGUUAGUAGCUGCUUAUGAAGGAGAUCACAACCACCUCAACCCUUCUCAAGCCGAGGCGAAAUCCAUCCCAAUCUCCACCACCCUGUCUUCAAGCCCAAGCUCUGCCAUAACAACACUUGAUGAUUCUCCGCAACCACAACCUCAAUUGAAUUUGUGUAGCAAUGCCAACAAGUCCAAUAUUCUGGGACUAGGAAUUGAUGUGCCAUCAUCGGCAUUUCAACAGUUUGUGGUUGAACAAAUGGCUAAUUCCUUAACCAGAAAUUCCAGUUUCACUGCAGCGCUCGCAGCUGCCAUUUCAACCCGGAUUCUAAACCAUGAUGAUCCGAUAGAAAGUUGGGAAAAUGAUAUCUGAUAUUUUUAUAUAUUUUCUGUUUUUAAAUUUUGAUUUUAUGAUAGAGUGUUUGGAGAUAUGGAGAUCAGACGUACUGCUAGAAUAUCAUGAUGUGAACAGAUUUUUGCCACCUAAUAAAAGGAUUAUAUAAGCUUAUUUAAUAGCUAUUGUUCAUUGAUUUAUAUAUGAAUGAACCAUGCCAUAUUUAAUUUUCA
This is a messenger RNA of Camellia sinensis, 1275 nucleotides long. Its product is annotated as putative WRKY transcription factor 40. The record is from RefSeq and is a predicted model, not a curated record. Gene Ontology annotation, biological process: regulation of DNA-templated transcription. Gene Ontology annotation, molecular function: DNA-binding transcription factor activity; sequence-specific DNA binding. Lineage: Eukaryota; Viridiplantae; Streptophyta; Magnoliopsida; Ericales; Theaceae.